Plodia interpunctella (Indianmeal moth) is the source of this 1644-nucleotide messenger RNA. RefSeq lists its product as uncharacterized. The record is from RefSeq and is a predicted model, not a curated record. The transcript has 3 exons. Bases 171 to 1469 code for a protein of 432 amino acids. NCBI's taxonomy places the organism in Eukaryota, Metazoa, Arthropoda, Insecta, Lepidoptera, Pyralidae.
GUUGGACCUUAAUUUAUUUGUGAAAUGCAGCAAAUGGUUCGAUAAGUGGAAAGCAGAAUAUCUUGAGGAAUAUUUUUUUUUCCAAAAAGAGUUUAUAAGUCGAGCGAGCUUUUCAAGGAGUCCCCGAAUAGAAUGGCUCACUUGAAGUUGUGACACACGAAGAAUCAGCUAUGGAAUCACUUGAUCAAGAAAUCGUUAAAUAUAUAACGGAAGAAGAUAUAAAGGAUAUAGUAAAGAAAUGUGGUUAUGCACAUAAAGACGUAACGUUUGUAUAUUAUAUAGAAAAUGCUAGUGAUAAAAUGUUAGGAUUUUUAGCUGAUUAUUGGAGACUUCAAAUUCAUAUAACAAAUGACCAAUCGGAGUCAAGAAAAGUGCUGCCCUUUUUCGUCAAAGCUAUUUCUAGAUCUAAUGAAGCGAAGGCUUCUAUGGCAACAGAGUUUAACCUGUUCCAAAAAGAAGUAUUAUUUUAUUCAGUUAUCAAAAAGAAGCUCGAAUUAAAUGAUUUGAAACCAUGGAGUCCAGAAAUGAUAACAAUCAUAAACGAAGAUACAAUGGUAUUUGAAGAUUUAGCGGUAUCGCAAUACAAGUCGCGUAAUAAAUUUGAAAGAUUUGACAUGGCGCACACUCUACAAGCAUUGAACACUUUAGCUAGAUUUCAUGCUACUUCUAUUAUAUAUGAAGAAAAUAAUAGCAAGCAUCUACGGCGAACAUAUCGCUUAUAUGAUGAAUUCAGUCAUCAAUUUCUUGAAGAAAGAGGAUACGCUAAAACGAAUACUUGGUUUAUACAGUGUAUGAAUGGAGCAUUAGAAGCUGUACGAGAAUUUUCUAAAUACAAGGAUAAUGAAAAACUGUUAAUAAAAGUAGGUGAGGAUUGGAAAAAUAUUUGGUUCUCCGCCUUAGACAUAUGUAACUACUCAACGAAAUAUAGAAAUGUUAUAUGUCAUCGAGAUUUAUGGAACAACAACAUUAUGUUUCGUUAUAAGAAAGUUGAAGACGGUAUGGAACCAGACGAUUGUAUAUUUGUCGAUUUCCAAGCUGUGCAUUUUCAGCCUCCUGCUGGUGAUGUCAUUAUUCUAUUGUAUUGUAAUUUAGAUACAAAAGUUCGUGAAGAAAAUUCAAACUUAUUCUUAAAUUACUAUUACAAAGAAUUAUCAACAAAUCUCGAAAAUCAUGGCAUUGUUAUAAAUGACGUUUUAAGCAAAGAAGAUUUCUUAAAUUCAGCUGAAGAAUUGAAGAAGUGGGGUCUUAUUGUUCGCGCUUGUUUAACACCGCAGAUUUGGAUAGACGAUGAAUUCACAACGAAAAUCUUUUCUGACACCGAACAGUUCAAUGAUAUAAUGGCAAAAAAUAAAGGAAAGUUUAUAAAGACGAUGAUGCUAAUGAAUCCGAAUUAUAAAGAUAAAGUAAUAGAAGUCUUUGACGAAAUUAUUGAGAGAUAUUGUAUUAACAAUGAGAUAAGUUCACAAUAACCAGACUUUGUGUAGUUUUCCUAUGGUUCAAUCAGUUAACCGCACCUACAGUGCGGUCAAGAGUAAAAUGUACAAUACUGCAAAUUUCGUUACUCAGAACAAAACAUUGUUAAAAAUUUAAAAAGAACAUGAUCUAAUAAAUGUGUUAGGUAUAUUUUAUUCAACUGACAGAAAC